Molecule: messenger RNA, 4432 nt
Organism: Anguilla anguilla (European eel)
Lineage: Eukaryota; Metazoa; Chordata; Actinopteri; Anguilliformes; Anguillidae
Exons: 21
Coding region: 359-3418 (1019 amino acids)
Biological process (GO): phosphatidylinositol-mediated signaling; phosphatidylinositol-3-phosphate biosynthetic process; cell migration
Cellular component (GO): plasma membrane; phosphatidylinositol 3-kinase complex, class IA; phosphatidylinositol 3-kinase complex, class IB
Molecular function (GO): 1-phosphatidylinositol-3-kinase activity; 1-phosphatidylinositol-4-phosphate 3-kinase activity
Source: RefSeq, a predicted model, not a curated record
CAUUUCUCCAUCCUUUCCCCAAUCCUCACACCCCCUCCCUUGCAGUGCAUAUUGUUCUCGGUUUAAAACCCUGGGCCCUAUAAAUUGUUGCAACAGUUAAUCGUUUGUAUAAGCGUCAGGACGGGUGCAGAUUCGGAUAGCAGCAGGCCAUCAGAGCGAGAGGGUAUCACACAAGGACAACAAUGCUAUGACCGUACCUCCCCCGCGCUGGUGUGGUGGCACGGGGGAGGACAUACGCCAGGGCAGCGGAUCAACCGAGUAAAAUUUCGAUUUUGGACAGGCUGGCGCAAGUGUUGGUCAGCGUACCUAGUAGUGUGGUGUGUGCUGGAGAACUUGGGCGGGGCCCUGUUUUCCCAGCAUGCCACCACGGCCGUCAUCGGGGGAGCUAUGGGGCCUGCACCUCAUGCCCCCUCGCAUCCUGGUGGAUUGCUGUCUGCCGAACGGCAUGCUGGUCAGCCUGGAGUGCCUACGGGAGGCCCCGCUCAUCAGCAUCAAACAGCAGCUCUUCGCUGAAGCGCGCAAAUAUCCUCUCUACCACCUCCUACAGGAGGAGUCGUGUUACAUCUUCGUUGGGGUGACGCAGGAGGCGGAGAGGGAGGAGUUCUAUGAUGAGACGCGGCGACUGUGCGACCUUCGGCUCUUCCACCCCAUUCUCAAGGUCAUUGAGCCACUAGGGAACCGGGAAGAGAAGAUUCUCAACCGGGAGAUCGGCUUUGCAAUAGGCAUGCCCAUUUGUGAAUUUGAGUUGGUAAAGGACCCGGAGGUGCAGGACUUCCGGCGGAGCAUUCUGAGCGUGUGCAGGGAGGCAAUGGAAGAGCGGGAAGGGGGAGGAGCCCACAGCCAGGCCCUCUAUGUGUACCCUCCCAAUGUGGAGUCGUCUGCCGACUUGCCCCAACACAUCUUCUGCAAGCUAGACAAAGGUCGUUUGAUCGUGACCAUCUGGGUGAUCGUGUCGCCCUCCAACGCCAAGCAGAAGUACACCCUGAAGAUCGCCCACGACUGCCUGCCCGAGCAGCUGAUCGCCGAGGCCAUCCGCAAGAAGACGCGCAGCAUGCACCUGUCCGCGCAGCAGCUGCGGCUCUGCGUGCAGGAGUACCAGGGCCAGUACAUCCUCAAGGUGUGCGGCUGCGACGAGUACCUGCUGGAGAAGUACCCGCUCAGCCAGUACAAGUAUAUCCGCAGCUGUAUCACUGUGGGCAGGUUGCCGCAUCUCAUGCUGGUGUCCAAGGACAGUUUGUACAGCCAGCUCCCCGCCAGCGGGUUUGUUGCCCCCUCCUACAGCCGGCGCACCCCCCAGCCCAGCCCCUGCCCUGGAGGAGGGGACCCCAGCGCCCCCCGCUCCCUCUGGGCCUUUAACACUCUCCUGAGGGUCCGGCUGCUCUGCGCCACUUACGUUAACGUCAACAUCAGGGACAUAGACAAGAUCUAUGUGAGAACAGGUAUCUAUCAUGGAGGAGAGCCACUGUGUGACAAUGUCAAUACCCAAAGAGUCCCUUGCUCCAAUCCCAGGUGGAACGAGUGGCUGUCGUAUGACAUCUACCUGACAGACCUGCCCCGCUCCGCCCGCCUCUGUCUGUCCAUCUGCUCUGUGAAAGGCCGGAAGGGGGCCAAAGAGGAGACGCCCUGUGUGGAGCUGGAGUUUUCCUGGUUCAACCAGACGGUGAUCUUCCCCGACGAGCAGCAGAUAGAGGAACAUGCCAACUGGACUAUCUCCAGAGAGCUGGGCUACAACUACUGCCUGGGGCUGAGCAGCCGGCUGGCGUGUGACAGCACCGUGUCGCAGACGGACUCAGAGCAGCUGCGCAGUCUGUGCAGCCGGGACCCUCUGUAUGAGCUCUCAGAGCAAGAGAAGGACUUCCUCUGGAGACACAGGCAUUACUGCGUAAACAUUCCCGAGAGUCUUCCCAAACUGCUCCUAUCGGUCAAGUGGAAUUCCCGAGAUGAGGUGUCCCAGAUGUACUGCCUGCUGAGGGACUGGCCCCUGAUGCAGCCCGAGAGCGCCCUGGAGCUGCUGGACUGUAACUUCCCGGACCCCAUGGUGCGGGAGUUCGCCCUGCGCUGCCUGGUGCAGGGACUGACCGAUGACAAACUCAGCCAGUACCUACUGCAGCUGGUGCAGGUACUGAAGUACGAGAUGUACCUAGACAAUCCUCUAGCAAGAUUCCUCAUCAAGAAGGCACUGACCAACCAGCGGAUCGGACACUUCUUCUUCUGGCAUCUCAAGUCAGAGAUGCACAAUAAGACGGUGUCGCGGCGCUUCGGCCUGCUCUUGGAGGCGUUCUGCCGCGCGUGCGGGAUGUACCUCAAACACCUCAACAGGCAGGUGGAGGCCAUGGACAAGCUGGUCAAUCUGACCGACACCCUCAAGCAGGAGAAGAAGGACGAGACGCAGAAGACGCAGAUGAAGUUCCUGGUGGAGCACAUGUCUCGCCCUGAUUACAUGGAGGCCCUGCAGGGAUUCGUCUCUCCCCUCAACCCUGUCCACCAGCUGGGAAACCUCAGGCUGGAGGAGUGUAGGAUUAUGUCAUCUGCAAAACGGCCCCUGUGGCUGAACUGGGAAAAUCCUGACAUCAUGAGCGAGUUGCUCUUCACCAACAAUGAGGUCAUCUUCAAGAAUGGAGAUGAUCUGCGUCAGGACAUGUUGACUCUUCAAAUUAUCAAGAUCAUGGAGAACAUCUGGCAGAACCAGGGACUGGACCUGCGCAUGCUGCCAUAUGGCUGUCUGUCCAUCGGCGACUGUGUGGGACUGAUCGAGGUGGUGAAGAACUCGCACACCAUCAUGCAGAUCCAGUGUAAGGGUGGCCUGAAGGGGGCGCUGCAGUUCAACAGUAACACGCUGCACCACUGGAUCAAAGACAAGAACCGCGGAGAGAGCUAUGACCGCGCAAUCGAGCUGUUCACACGGUCAUGUGCCGGGUACUGUGUGGCCACAUUCAUCUUGGGGAUCGGAGACCGACACAACAGCAACAUCAUGGUCAAGGAGAACGGACAGCUGUUCCACAUUGACUUUGGGCACUUCCUGGAUCACAAGAAGAAGAAGUUCGGCUACAAGCGAGAGCGCGUGCCCUUCGUCCUCACGCAGGACUUUCUCAUCGUCAUCAGCAAGGGUGUGCAAGAAUGCACAAAGACGAAAGAGUUUGAGAGGUUCCAGGAGAUAUGCUACAAGGCCUACCUGGCCAUCCGCCAACACGCCAGCCUGUUCAUCAACCUGUUCUCCCUCCUGCUGGGCUGCGGCAUGCCCGAGCUGCAGAGCUUCGACGACAUCGCCUACCUGCGCAAGACGCUGGCGCUGGAGAAGAGCCAGCAGGAGGCGCUGGAGUACUUCACCAAGCAGAUGAACGACGCCCACCACGGCGGCUGGACCACCAAGAUGGACUGGAUCUUCCACACCAUCCGCCACAUGCCCAACGAGCACUGAGGCCCGCUGGAGGCCCACUGACUCUCCCACGUGCUGACCAACUCUCUCCACUCGCACAUUUACUGUCACUCCAACACUGACUGAAACUCCCCCGCUAGACUGACACACGGACUUACACAGACUUGAUCCUGCACUGAAAUCCCACGCUGUCUGACAAUCUCACACAGUGACAGUUGCACUGAUAUAUUUAUUCAGUGAUAUUUAUUCUUACACACAGACCGAUUCAUUGAUACACAGGCUGGGGUUCAUCCUUACGCUCACAUUCUAACACCAUUAUAGACUGACACACACACACAACACUUCACCCAGGAAUUUGCACUUUCACAAAUAUAAUUAAGCUCUUAUUUACGUUGUUACUCACAGACUGAUUGCUGUACUGACUGAUAUAGAGGUAUAUGCAGGUCCCACAGGGUUCUUAAAAGCAGCUGUAGUCUGAUACUCUCAUUAUAGGGAUUUUCUUUUGAUUUAGAUUUGAUACACUGACACACUGAUACUCUUACACACAUCAUUAUGAAUGCAUUCUCAAAUACAAACUUCGCCCUCACGUUCUUACACUUUCACAAACUCAGUGACACUCACAAGUGGACUUAUGUUCAGAUUUAAGUACAGACUUAUAUGUGAACAGACUCAAAGACACUCCCAGACAGUAAUGUCUGAUAUCAUUCCUGAUGCACAUGCACUGACUGACAAUUUGCCUGACUGACAAUCAGAUACUGACUGAUAAUCGUACAGUAUAUACUGACCACAGACUCUCACACAUGCUGACUAAGGGUAUAAAAAUGCAACAUACAGAUGUUAUGACUGACAUAAACAGUUAUUCUCCAAGCAAUAUAUUGUAUGGUGCACUGACUGUCAUAAAUGAUGGACUAUGGAUAUCAUUUAAGUGAAGCAUGAACCAUGUGGACAUUCUGAAGCAGACGGAUAAAUUCACUGACAGAGCUAAGCACCAACUGGUAGCAUACCUGCUCCAGCUUGAACUCAUACUCUCACCUAUUCUGUCAUUCCUGUACUGAA